Syzygium oleosum is the source of this 1781-nucleotide messenger RNA. Its product is annotated as protein PIN-LIKES 2. Gene Ontology annotation, biological process: endoplasmic reticulum to cytosol auxin transport. Gene Ontology annotation, cellular component: membrane. NCBI's taxonomy places the organism in Eukaryota, Viridiplantae, Streptophyta, Magnoliopsida, Myrtales, Myrtaceae. The record is from RefSeq and is a predicted model, not a curated record. The transcript has 2 exons. The coding region runs from base 265 to 1623 and encodes 452 amino acids.
UCACUAUCAAAUAAAGUUGGUUUUUUUUUUUCUCUCUUCUUCUUCUGCUUCUCCUCCCCUCGAAACAAGAGUCCCGUGAAUCUCUUCUGCCUUCUCCCUCUCGGCGAAUUUGCGAUAAAGAAGAUAACUUUGACGGAGCAGAGCUGAAUUCCGCUCGCGGGCUUCUCUGGGUUUUCCUCUCUCGAUCUGUAUUGGGGAAGUUCUGGUGAUUCAUCCAUACUGCAACAUUGAUUUUGAGGUGGCCGGAGGGUGCUCAAAGAAAAGAUGUUUCGAGUUCUGGCUGAAGUAUACCAAGACAGUAUGAAAUCCGGCGGCCAAGAUGUGCUGAGUGCAAUAAUCCCCUUAAUGAAACUUCUGUCCCUCACGGUUAUAGGACUGAUUCUUGCACAUCCAAAAAAGCAAAUUAUUCCAAGGGCAACGUUUAAGCUUCUCAGCAAACUUGUAUUUGCUCUUUUCUUGCCAUGCCUUAUCUUCACCGAACUGGGUGAAAGCAUGACACUUGAGAAUAUUAUGCAAUGGUGGUUCAUCCCUGUUAAUGUGUUGGUGACUACCAUUGUUGGUUGCAUUCUGGGUUACAUAGUGGUCAUUAUAUGUCGACCUCCCCCACAGCUCAAUAGAUUCACCAUAAUCAUGACUGCUUUUGGGAAUACGGGAAAUCUACCUCUUGCUGUGGUUGGAUCUGUCUGUCAUACUAAAGACAACCCUUUUGGAGCUCAUUGCCACUCAAGGGGGGUAGCUUAUGUCUCAUUUGCUCAGUGGGUUGCAGUUAUCCUUGUUUAUACUCUUGUUUACCACAUGAUGGAGCCUCCAAUGGAGUUCUAUGAGAUUGUUGAGGAAGAGACAGAGAUUGAGGAACAGCCACCUGUUAAUGACGCCAGCAGGCCUCUGCUCGUGGACGCUGAAUGGCCGGGCAUCGAGGAUAAGGAAACUGAGCAUUCAAAGACACCCUUCAUUGCUAGGAUUUUCGACAGCAUAUCUAGUGUCUCACAGGGCACUCUUUCUGAUAUUGAUCUCAGUGGCGAAACUGGUGGUAAUAGUAGUCCCAGGUCAAUCAGGUGUUUGGUUGAGCCAAAAAUGGUCAGGAGGAUCAGAAUUGUCGCAGAACAGACACCAAUACAGCACAUACUACAACCCCCAACUAUCGCUUCACUAUUGGCAAUUAUUGUUGGGACGGUGCCUCAGAUAAAAGCUUUUGUCUUUGGAUACGAUGCUCCUUUAUCUUUUGUCACUGACAGCUUAGAGAUUUUAGCGGGGGCAAUGGUGCCAUCAGUGAUGCUUAUUCUGGGUGGUAUGCUUGCGGAGGGUCCAAAUGAUUCUACUCUUGGUCUCCGAACUACCAUCGGUAUAUCUGUCGCGAGGCUCUUGGUGCUUCCAGUCAUGGGGAUAGGUAUUGUGACGUUGGCUGAUAAGCUAAAUCUACUUGUCCAUGGAGAUGCAAUGUAUAAGUUCGUUCUCUUGUUGCAAUACACGACUCCAAGUGCCAUUCUUUUGGGAGCAAUAGCCAGCUUGAGAGGUUAUGCAGUUCAAGAGGCUUCAGCGCUUCUGUUUUGGCAGCAUGUGUUUGCUCUAUUUUCCCUUUCUCUGUAUAUUGUCAUCUACUUUAGGCUUCUUUCAUACAUAUGAAUCAGGCAACCGUAGGUCCAUCUGGUUAAUGAUCAGUAUUUGUGUCACAUUUUGUAAUUAGAUAUGUAGUCUGUGCUCAAUUAAUGCUGUUAAGUGAUGAUGCAGGUGACAAUAUUCUUAUUAGCAUUCUAAUGAAGUAAGGUUGUUAUCUUAUAUAA